AUGGCUCACUCCAUCCUCCCUCACACUCAUGAGAACGGCUUCCGCCAACCAGCAGAAGAUCCUCACUGGACGCUCCCAGAGUACCCCACAGACGAGACAGGCGAUGCCGCCGGACCGCAGUACGAGGUCCCGCCCUCAGUCGAAAUCCUCACGUCUACCAGCCAUAAUGGUCUGGGGUUCAAUGUCCUUCGCGUGUGGCCGACGCUUCAUGAUGGCACCGCCUCGCCGCACGGGGUACCUGCUUGGUGGAACCCGCCGGAUAAGGUCGAUGUCUUGAUUUGUGGAGCUGGACCCAGUGGACUGGAAGUCGCGUUGAGCUGUCUUCGACAGGGUCUUUCAUUUCGGAUUAUCGACAAGAACACCUCUCCUCUGACAGCUGGCCGUGCCGACGGCGUCCAACCCCGCUUCCUCGAGACCCUGUCAACAUGGGGCCUCGCCACGGAAGUGCACGAAGAAGGUCCCCUGAUCGAACGCACCGCCAUCUAUCACAAUGGCCAGCUCCUCCACCACGGCCGCUCGCACCAGUCUGAGUCCCGCUACCGCGGCCUGCACAUCAUCACGCAGGGCCAGAUUGAGCGGAUCUUUGUGCGUGAUCUCCUGCGGCAUAAGGUGCUCGUAGAGCGCGCCACUACGCUGAAGGAGUACACUGUGGAUGACCCCUCUCCUUAUCCAAUUCACUGCAUGUUAGCGGAUGAAGAAGGGAGGGAGACGGAGGUGCAGGCGAAGUUCCUGAUCGGGAGCGAUGGGGCAUCGAGUGCAAUUCGGCAGAAGCUGCAGAUUCCGUUCGAUGGCAUCAGUACGGAUAUCUACUGGGGUAUCAUGGACUGUGUGUUUGAGACGGAUUAUCCGCAUGCGUGGAUCUUUGGGUCGGUCAUCAGUACGGAGCAUGGCGGGUGUGUGAUUAUCCCGAGAGAGAAUGGGUAUAUUCGGCUGUAUACCCAGUUGGACAUUUCUCAAACGGGAUCCCUGGCGGCCUCCCGACAAGCAAGCGACCCCUCCUUCGCGGAGUCCGGUGGCCAGGUGGACGUUCACUCGAUCACUCCCGAAGAAGUCCUAGAGCAGGCGAAUCGCAUCUUCGCUCCGUAUAAACUGUCCUUUGCGGCGCCGCUAAGUUGGUUUGCUGUGUGGAAGAUCAGCGAGCGCGUCGCUCGAUCUUUCUCCUCCGAUGACCAACGCAUCCAUUUAGUCGGAGAUGCUGCACACGUCCACAGCGUCAUGGGCGCCUUCGGCCUCAACGCCUCCAUCCUGGACGCCGCCAACAUCGGUUGGAAACUGGGCCUCUGCGCUAAAGGCAAGGCCGACCCCAGCAAGCUCCUCCCCACCUACGACCGCGAGCGCCGUCUCCACGCCGCCAACAUCAUCGAAAUCUCCGGCAAGUAUCUGCGCCUUGUCUGCAGCUCGCAAGUCCCAACCGCACGUCUGCACUACCUCGGUGCAGACCUGGGUAUCGAGGAAUUAGAGACACAUAAGGCGAAUGGGGUGAAUAGGGUGCAUGAUGCCGUGCGUAAACCGCCUGCGUCGUCCAGCGAGGCCAUCUCAAUCGAGUCGGAUCCUAAGGACCAGCAGAAUGGCACCGCAGCGUUUACGCGUGACGAGGCGAAGGCUUUCCUGUUCGAUUUUUUCACACGUCAUGGUCAGUUUCUUCUCGGGGUGGAUGCGGCGUACGGCAUCAGCUGCUUGAAUCCUUGCAUGAACCUCACCAAUGACGUGGAUGGGGCUCAGCGGGCCCCGCCAGUGAAGGUGAAGAAUGGGAUGCGGGCGCCGAAUCCCCGCCUGUGUAUUGAUGAUAGCCACAUGGGGUAUCUGUAUGACAAACUACCUGGGGAUGGUCGAUUUCAUCUGGUCGUAUUUGGGUCGAAUCUUCUCGGCCCGGUCCGGCAGCAUCUGAAGAUCUUUUCAGAAGAAAUAUCGUCGGGGAAGGCUACUAGUGAGUUUUACGCGCGGUUUGGCGGUCCAGAUACGUUCAACAUCGUCCUCGUAGCCAAGGGCAUGCCGUUUGAGAUUAAGGAGAGUUUAUCAGUUGAUGAGGAUCUGGCCGCACUGCGGGAUAAGGCCAUUGUGUUGGCGGAUGACCGCGCGCCUGACGAGGACGCGCAUAGUACCUGGGGUGUCAACCAUCGCACAGGAGCGGUUGUAGUAAUUCGACCGGAUCUGUGGGUUGGGAUCAGUGCUACACCGGGCGACGCUGAGAAAUUGGGAUCUUACUUCUCGACAUUUUUACUAGCAUAG
Molecule: messenger RNA, 2229 nt
Organism: Penicillium arizonense
Lineage: Eukaryota; Fungi; Ascomycota; Eurotiomycetes; Eurotiales; Aspergillaceae
Exons: 7
Coding region: 1-2229 (742 amino acids)
Molecular function (GO): FAD binding
Source: RefSeq, a predicted model, not a curated record